Messenger RNA from Pantherophis guttatus, 5785 nucleotides. RefSeq names its product pyruvate dehydrogenase kinase 1 (gene PDK1). The record is from RefSeq and is a predicted model, not a curated record. Gene Ontology annotation, molecular function: pyruvate dehydrogenase (acetyl-transferring) kinase activity. Gene Ontology annotation, biological process: protein phosphorylation; regulation of glucose metabolic process. Gene Ontology annotation, cellular component: mitochondrion. NCBI's taxonomy places the organism in Eukaryota, Metazoa, Chordata, Lepidosauria, Squamata, Colubridae.
CACUUCCUUUUCUUACCGCACUUUCCCUCCUCCCGGGCGACCCGAGCGGCUCCGCCUCUCCGCCCGCCUCCUCCUGCCCCUACGGAGGAGGGCAAGAAAUAGCCCGGGCCUUGGCCCGUGCUGGAGCUGCUGCUUUAUUUAUCCCUUCGGACCUUCUUUCCCCGGGGUCGGGAAAGGGGCAAAGUGAGGCUGCAGUCCCAUUCUGACAGAGGCUGCAAGGAGGGAUUUGGAAGCCCAGCCGCGCGCUCUCUUCUCGUCGUCCCGCUGCUUUGCACGGCGCCCCUCCGGGUGUGCAGCCGCCGCCAUGAGAUUGCUGCGGGCGCUGCUAAGGAGCGUCUCCCCGCUGAACACCAUCCCUCAGCAGGUGGAUUUCUACUGCCGCUUCUCCCCGUCCCCGCUUUCCAUGAAGCAGUUCCUGGAUUUCGGAUCUGACAAUGCUUGUGAGAAAACCUCUUUUAUGUUUCUGCGACAAGAGUUGCCUGUAAGAUUAGCAAACAUAAUGAAAGAAAUAAGUCUGCUUCCAGACAAUCUUCUUAAAACACCUUCAGUUCAGCUUGUUCAGAGUUGGUAUGUGCAAAGUCUACAGGAGAUCCUUGAUUUUAAAGACAAAAAUGCUGAUGAUACAGAAGCUAUUUCUCGUUUUAAAGAUACUGUGAUAACAAUCCGGAACCGUCACAAUGAUGUCAUUCCUACCAUGGCUCAAGGCGUGAUCGAGUACAAGGACAACUAUGGAGUUGACCCAGUGACUAGUCAGAAUGUGCAGUAUUUUUUAGACCGCUUCUUCAUGAGUCGGAUUUCAAUCCGAAUGUUGCUUAAUCAGCACACUUUGUUGUUUGGAGGAAACGUUGAAGUUAAUCCAGCACAUCCCAAACACAUUGGAAGUAUUGACCCUAAAUGCAAUGUUGUUGAAGUUAUAAAAGAUGGUUAUGAAAAUGCAAAGAGCCUCUGUGACUUAUAUUAUAUGAAUUCUCCAGAACUUAUUCUUGAAGAGAAGAAUGUAAAAUCACCAGGGCAGCCUAUGCAAGUGGUAUAUGUGCCAUCACAUCUCUACUACAUGGUUUUCGAACUUUUCAAGAAUGCAAUGAGGGCUACCAUGGAACAUCAUGCAGAACGGGGAAUUUACCCUCCAGUUCAUGUCCAAGUCGCGUUGGGCACUGAAGAUUUAACUGUGAAGAUGUGCGACCGUGGUGGUGGUGUUCCUUUGAGGAAAAUAGACCGACUGUUUAACUAUAUGUAUUCAACUGCACCGCGUCCCCAUGUGGAGACAUCACGAGCAACCCCUCUGGCUGGAUUUGGUUAUGGUUUACCUAUAUCUCGUCUGUAUGCUCAGUACUUCCAAGGAGAUCUGAAGCUCUAUUCUCUAGAAGGUUAUGGCACAGAUGCUGUUGUCUUUAUAAAGGCUUUAUCAACUGAGUCGGUUGAAAAAUUGCCAGUGUAUAACAAAUCGGCUUGGAAACAUUACACGGCCAAUCACGAAGCAGAUGACUGGUGUGUCCCAAGUAGCGAACCAAAGGACAUGACAACAUUCCGCAGCACAUAGCAGCAGGAGGCCAGGCGUGCUGAGCCAAAGAGGGUCCUGUCACCUAUGGUCAGCUUACUUAUUAGCACCACUAUCACAUGUCUAACGGGGAAGGAUGCAUCUCCAUAUCCAAACUGGAGUCCGAAAACCAUAUCAUUGCCUAGAGUUUUCCACAGUGUUCAUUUCUAACAAGUGGUGUUUUUCCUUCUUUGCAUCUUUAAAUUACUUCAGCAAAUGCACCUUAGAUUACUUGAGCAAAGUCUAGAGGACAAAAGACCCGAACAGUGUGUUUAAAUAUUGUUCUGCUUAACCAUCAGUCAUUCCAGUGAACAAUUCAUGGGAUGGAUUAUUUACUUUGUACAUCUCCUCUGGGAUCAGUUGCACUCGCGCAGCCUUUUGCUCUUGAGGACUUCAGAAGGGCUUUACAAUGUGAGAGAAACAAUGUGAGCUUAUCUCGUUUGUUCAUUUUUUUGUAUUAUGCGGAAUUGAUUAAUUGGUUACUGUCAGCGUAAACAACUCUUUAGCUUUAUAUUUAUAGGUAUAUAUUUACAGCUAGACAUAGAAGUGCUUGAGCCUCGUUCAUUUUGUUUUGAAAAUGGAACUAUUUUAAAUCUUUGUCACUGAAAUAAAUGAUACUUCAAAGGACUUCAAGCACUUGGCUUGUCCAGGUGUAGUGUUUUCCCAAUUGGAGAGAGCAAAGCAGAUCUUUUAAGGAUGCAGGGCCACCUGUAUCCUCAGAAAGGAGGCCGGUCUCUGAGCUACUACCAAGUUAAGUAGGCAAAAGAUUGUAGUCUUAUUUUCCUCUGAGAUAUUAAUGGAAUUUAAAAGUGUAUAAUUUGGGAUGAAUUUUCCAUUCACAUUCAGGGACCUUAGUAAAACCCUUCCUAAUAGAAUACAACUCGUACACAAGUGUUGCCAAAUACAGUUGGUCUCACGGAGUUGAUCACAAUAUGCGAGGUAAGGGUUGCCAUAUGACUGCAAUGAAUUAGUUUCUUUUCACAUUUAUUCUAAUAUUUCCAUAGAACAGUGAGAUAUAAUUGCUUUCUAAGAAAACAAAUUGGAACAUUAUACUGUGUCAUUUUAUUUAUAUUGCUUUAUGGCAUAUUUUAAUGAUUCCAGUUAUGUUUUCCCUUUCUGCAAGGCAGAUUUGACCAAUGACCUAGGUGUUAAAAACAAAUUUCAUUCCACUGAAAUCAGCUAAACACUGGUGUCACUGCUAAUCCUUUACUAUUGUAGUUACUUAAAGUGCUACUCAAAAGUAAAACCCCAUUGCAUGAGUAAAGGAUGUAGCUUUACUCAUUGAAACUGCAGACUUAAAUACAUUACAUCAUACUGUGUUUCCCCAAAAAUAAGACCCUAUCUUAUAUUUUUUGAACCCUGAAAUAAGCGCUUGGCCUUAUUGCCAUGCACUCAAAAGCUUGAUUGGACUUAUUAUCAGGGGAUGUCUUAUUUUGGGGGAAACAGGGUAAGUCCCACUGAAUAUUACUUAGUGGGACACAGAGAAGAAGAUUGGCUUAACUCCCUCAGCUGAUACUUAGGAAAGCAUCAUACACACCCUGAGUGAUUUGAAGCCCCACACCACUGCAGAUUGGGUUUGGGACCUAUUUCCCAUUUUCAUUUCAAGUCAAAAGAUAGCUAGAACAUUUUUGUCUGACCGACCGAGAUGAAAAUUUCAGAAGACCAUAUAAGGAGACGAUAUAUAAUGAAUUUCAGACCAAUCGGUACAGAAUGGGUUGUGCGCAAAAUGAAACAACAUACUUUGAAAUUAAAACAAAACCAGCCCCGUUUGCAAAGUGCCUGUUACAGCUUUGAAUUUCUCUCAUCAUGGAGGCUAUUGUUGAGCAUUAGUUUGUAGUCAUUGUACCACUCCUCUUAGAAGUAGGAGGCAACAUCCUGAUUUUCAAUCAGGAAUCUUGAAGUAAUAAUAUAAUGUACCUACAAAAAAUAAUUAUUGGUCAGAAGAUGAAAUACUUCCUCUCUUCCAGCAAAAUGAGCCCUGGAUUGUAAAAAAUAUUACAGAUAGCUAAUAAGGACAAUUAAAAUAGUAAGAGUGCAAAGAAGUUACAGUUACUAUAUCAAGGGUGUCAAACUCAUGUCGUCACGGUGGCGUCACGUGAUGUAUAGGGACUUUUUUCUCCUUCGCUAAACAGUGGGUGUGGCCAGCGUGUGAUACAUCUGGUCCGCAGGCCAGAAGUUUUGACAGCCCUGCACUAGAUAGAUACAUAAAAUAAGCUUCUUCCUGCAAGUAAAACCAUUUACUCAAUACUAAAAUUAGUUAAUUUCCUUUUAUUGUGCUUCAUUGUGUUCCAGUAUGAUUUCAAUUCUCAAGCUUUUUAUUUUUGAAAUGCACCUUUUUAUAUCCCUCAUUUUUUUUUUCUAUACUUCCCAGUUACUCGGACAGACUGACCCCAGAUGAUACGCGGUUAUCCUUAUCUGCAGUUGUGAUAGAACAUUUCAAAUAUUUGAUGGAACAAAACUUAACCUACUGUGAAUCUUAUUCCUAUAGGGAACAAUGGCAGUUCGAAUUAGUUUCCUUGUUUAGUCUUGGAACCACCAAAGAAAAGGUGGUGGCAGUCUUACCAAUAGAGAAAAUAGCCAUGUUUAAAAUGUUAUUUAAAACCUGUAACCAAUAAUGAAAACGGAUCGUUCAGCAUAGCCAUAGAACAGAGCCCAGUGAGGAAGCACCAUCAGUGGAUUCAGGUCAGCCAUUCAUGGAAGAAAGGCAACAAAAUAACAAACUCCUCCAUAACAAGGAAUUUUUAAAAUUCAUCAUGCUUACCUAUCUUCCUUAUGUCCAAAAUAAAUCUCAUUUAUCGACUUGCCCAUAAACCAACCUCCUUUGCACUGGUUCCCUCCUGUUCAAAUAGGUCUGGACAAUAGCAGUGAUAGAUCCUGUGCCCCUUGCUCUAUGAACUACUGCCUUCGUUUAUAAGCCCAUGUUUGGGAGAAUGAAAGAAAAGGUAGAUCAAGGGUGUCAGAAGACUCGUUUGGAAAACAGGCCUUUUUGUUCCAUGUUUAGCAAACUUGAAAAAGCUGCUUUGAGUGCAAAGCAUUUUAAAUGUCUCAGUGCAAGUGUUUUUCUGAGCACUUUACAUUCUACUUUUAUUUUUUUUUUAAAUGGAAUUUGCUGAUCACUUCUAGGCUACUUGGUGAAAUUUCUUGGAAAAAGGGUUCUGAGAGCAGCCCUGUUAAAUUCCUUAUGAAAAGGUUUGGGCGGUUUUGUGGAAAAAUAGUGUUUCUAUUUGAGUUUUUUCUCCUGUAGGCAGUGGUUAGAAGAAUAAUGGAGAGCCUAUAGAGAUGGCAACAAAAGAACACCCCUCUCAAUUACAAUGCUUAAGGCCAUAAACCUUAACCCAUUUUUACUUAAGAGAAAGCCUUAAAACAUGACAGUGCCAACGUAUGUAUGGAUUUUAGAUGAUCAAGAAAAUAGCAGACUAGAGCUACCUUUGUGUUGGGAAACUUUACAUUUCCUCUAUCAAGAAACUAAAUGUACUAAAUCACAGGAUAAGAUUAUCCUUUCAAUACCGGUUGAUCAGUGCUGGUAGUUUUCAAAUAAGCUACAGUACAUAGUAAGUCUACAUUACGGAAAUAAUCAUUGUUGGAAGAAAAUAAUUCAUUACAUGAAUCAUCAAUCAGGAGCUUGAUAGAUGGAUUUGGCCCUUGAAAAGUUAAUUUUUCAAGCUCAGGUGUCCAUUUGAACCUCAAGAAAAUAUGAUCUGGGGCAAGGGACCAGAGAAAGACUGUAUUAGUAUUAUCUAUCCUUGAAUGAAUUACAAAUGUUAACAGCCAUCAAGUAAGCCUAUGGUCUGAUAAUCCAAUAAUGAAAUUUGCCACGUGCCAGACUGCAAAUGAUUCAAAUAGGUUUAACAGACACCACUAGAUUUGCAUAUAGGCCUUGGGAUAUAUGUAUAUUUUGUCCUUACUGAAAUGAGAUGGUAUUGGGUGUUUGACAAUUCAUAUUACUGAAAGUUUAUAGAAAAUAAUUGUUUAUGCUACAAAGUGGAUUUAUUUGCUGUUAUUUUGAAGUUUGAUUUCUAUUAACACAGUAUUUAAAAUAAUGAUGAUAAUAGUACACCUUUAUGGGAAUUUCUCAUAUUGAUAGUACUAGAUAGAAAAAUCAUUGUCCUCAUAGUUGAAAAGUAAAAUGGAAAGCAAUCACAUUUGUUUUUAAAAUAUUAGUCUUGUACUAUGAAAAGUUGGAUUUGUAAGAAAAUGACACUAAUUUUUGUAAAAAAUAAUAAAGUUUGACUUUUUUUUUAAAAAAAA